Molecule: messenger RNA, 2230 nt
Organism: Jatropha curcas
Lineage: Eukaryota; Viridiplantae; Streptophyta; Magnoliopsida; Malpighiales; Euphorbiaceae
Product: Protein kinase superfamily protein
Biological process (GO): protein phosphorylation
Molecular function (GO): ATP binding; protein kinase activity
Source: RefSeq, a predicted model, not a curated record
UGAAAAAGGAGCGGAGGGGACCUCUCCAUUGGUUUUUCCCUCUCUAAUAAUCAGCCAUUAGCAAGCAAUUUCUGCAAUAUGCGCUCUCCCUCGUGAUCUACUCUUAUUUCUCUUUCUGCAAAAAACGACACAAAACGACACCGAAUAUGGGCCCAUCUUCAUCUUCUUCUUCUUCAAAACUUGCUGAGCCAAAAUACAACAGCAAGAACCAACUCCUCUCUCUCUUCUUCACCUGCUUCUUUGACUCUUCUGUCGUUUCCUUUUCAGCCUUUUAUUUUUAAUUUUGUUAGUAAAUUUUUUUUUUGUCGUAAAUGAAGUGUUUUCAUUUCACCAACGGAGAGAGAAGAGACGACGAGGAUGGAGGUGCCGGCGAUGUCGUUUCAAGAGUGGUGUCGAGAGUUUCGUGGGCGAGGUCUUUGAGCAUAGCUUCGAGUAGUAUUGACACGAGACGGUCUGAAUUUGACUAUGAGUGUAACUCGUCGAGAGACUUGUCUGACUCUGUUGGAUUCUAUGAGUUUCUCUCUCAGCGAAGAGCUAAUGAUCUGCGAGUCUUUACUUUUGCCGAGUUGAAAUCGGCUACUAGAGGUUUCAGUAGAGCUCUUUUGAUCGGCGAAGGAGGGUUUGGGUGUGUUUAUAGAGGUGUUGUUAGGGUUCCUGAUGAUGAAAUCGAAGGUCAUGACUUGAAGAUGGACGUUGCUAUAAAGCAGUUGAAUCGUCACGGCUUCCAGGGGCAUAAGGAAUGGAUUAAUGAAGUGAAUUUCUUAGGUGUAGUUAAGCACCCAAAUCUUGUCAAGUUGGUAGGAUAUUGUGCUGAAGAUGAUGAAAGAGGAAUGCAACGGCUAUUGGUGUAUGAGCUUAUGCGUAACAAAAGCUUAGAGGAUCAUUUAUUGGCUCGAGUUCCUAUUCCUCUUCCAUGGAUGACAAGACUGAAAAUCGCUCAAGAUGCAGCUCGCGGGUUGGCGUAUCUCCAUGAAGAAAUGGAUUUUCAGCUAAUAUUUCGAGAUUUUAAAACAUCAAAUGUACUGCUGGACGAGGACUUCAAUGCGAAGCUUUCAGAUUUUGGACUGGCUAGGCAGGGGCCUCCUGAGGGACUUGGACAUGUUUCAACAUCAGUUGUGGGCACAGUGGGUUAUGCAGCUCCAGAAUAUGUUCAGACUGGCAGACUGACUGCGAAGAGUGAUGUGUGGAGCUUUGGGGUGGUUCUCUAUGAGCUUAUCACUGGAAGGCGAGCGCUAGAGAGAAACCUACCUCGGGCCGAGCAAAAGCUUUUAGAAUGGGUAAGACCAUAUGUAUCAGAUUCAAAGAAGUUCUACCUUAUUUUAGACCCACGACUUGAAGGACAAUAUAGCAUCAAGUCAGCUCAGAAACUAGCAGCCCUAGCAAACAAAUGUCUAACAAAACAGCCGAAGUCCCGCCCAAAAAUGAGCGAGGUAGUAGAAAUGCUUGGAAACAUCAUUAGUGAGACUUCACCUCAAGAUGAAGUUCCCUGUGCACCUGUCUGUGAAACUGAAGAAGUUAAGGAGGAUAUCUCUGCAGAAACUGAGCCCGAGUCUAUUAAACAAGGUAAUAGUUGUCGAAAGAAGGUUUUUGAUCUAAGAGAAAUAGUCAACCUGAGGAACAGAUCCAUAGGGAAACUAGAUUGGAGAAGUUGGACACCAGGAUCGGUAAGAAGUACUUCAGAAUAGACUUUUGGUAGUCAGUAGAAAUGCAUACACCCUUUCUUCAUCAUAGGAAUGGAAGAUCAAUGAAUUUAACCAUCACAAGCAACAACAUGAAUACUAGUAAAGCAAUUAAUUCUCUGCAUAAAUUGGAAAGGUAUUCAUUUCCUGUUUUUUCUGCAAGAUAGCUGUAAAUAUUGGUUUUGGAGUCUGAAGCUGCAAUUCAUGUAUGCUUCUCUCAAAAAACCAUAUUUUAAAUCAAAUUUGCGAGUCGUCUAUAUGUAGUUUUCCCCAAGAUGCAUAAUCAUUUAUGUGCAAGAGAUGCUAAUUCCAAUUUCUGAGUUUUUCGCGGUUAGGGUUUUUUUACAGAGAAUGUGGAAGAGUUGAAGGACAUAUUCCCCACAUAGAUUCCACCUGACCUCUGGUAGACCGAAGUACUUUGGGGUACGCUUGGCUUCGAUCCGUUUUCUUUGUAAAAUCUGUCUUAAAUGGGAUUUUCCUUUUCUAAUACUGAAUGGGACAGGAUAUAUAGAGUUGGUUGGGUUUGGAUAAUGCAUUCCCUCUUUGAAUAA